Molecule: messenger RNA, 3984 nt
Organism: Pteropus alecto (black flying fox)
Lineage: Eukaryota; Metazoa; Chordata; Mammalia; Chiroptera; Pteropodidae
Gene: IFT54
Product: TRAF3 interacting protein 1
Exons: 15
Coding region: 1-2043 (680 amino acids)
Biological process (GO): regulation of microtubule cytoskeleton organization; cilium assembly; intraciliary transport
Cellular component (GO): ciliary basal body; axoneme; centrosome
Molecular function (GO): microtubule binding
Source: RefSeq, a predicted model, not a curated record
AUGUGGGUGGACCCCGGCUUCGUCUGCGGAGUCCGCCACGAGCCCGCGCUCGCGGGAUGCGUCAUAGCGGCUCUCGCGGUUCGUGGCGGGGGUGCCCGUCCUCACUCGGCACUGCUGCUCUUCGUGGCUGUAGAAUCCACCGACAGCAGGAAGGAGCCUGCCCACGCUCCUGUCCCGAUGAGCGAACUGGGUCCUGGGUGCGGGCGGGUCCCACAGCCCUGGGACGUGGGCUCAGUGGCCCAGGCCGGGGAGGGGCUGUCCCUUGGGGACCUGACCGUGGCCUCGCUUUCUUUUCUAAAGGUGAUCAGGGUGACCGGCUUCCUGAAGGGCCUCUACACGGACGCUGAGAUGAAGUCGGAUAACGUGAAGGAUAAAGACGCAAAAAUUAGCUUCCUUCAGAAGGCCAUAGACGUGGUAGUCAUGGUGACAGGAGAGCCACUGUCAGCAAAACCAGCCCGGAUCGUGGCCGGGCACGAGCCCGAGAGGACAAACGAGCUGCUGCAGAGGAUCGGGAAGUGCUGCCUCCACAAGCUGUCCAGCGACGACGCGGUGAAGAGAGUGUUGGCUGGAGAGAAAGGCGACGUGAAGGGAAGGACCUCACUGCCCGCGAAACCUCAGGAGCCGGACAACAGGAAUGCGAGAGAUGAGGGGCCCAGGGCCCCCAGAGAGAAGGAGGAUAGAAAAAACUCUGAAAAAAACGAGAGAAGCACGAGCAGAGAUGGAAGACAGAAAGAAGAAGCGAGAGAAGAAAGCGAGCCGAGAGACAAGGAGAGAGACAAGGAGAGGGCCAGGGAGAAUGGCCGCGACCGGCACAAAGACCCCGAGAGAGACAGAGCCAAGGCCAGGGCCAGGCAGGACAAGGACAAGGACAGGGACAGGGACAGGGACAGGGGCAACAGGGAGCGGGGCAGAGACUCGGAGCGCGAGAGAGAGAGGAAGCACGAGGCCUCCAAGGAGAAGGAGCGCGAGCGGGACAAGGGCAGGGACAGGGACAGGGACAGGCGGAAGGCGAGAAACGGGGAGCACUCCCGCAACCCCGACAGGGAGAAGAGCAGAGAGCACGAGAGACCGGAGAAGUCAUCAAGCUCGGGGGAGAUGUCUAAAAAGUUGUCAGAUGGAUCGCUUAAAGACUCCAAAGCUGAAACAGAGACCGAGGUUCCCACUAGAGCCUCCAGGGCGGUGACGACGAAGACGGCGAAACGGCGGUCCAAAGCCUCGUUGGAAGGUGACUCUCCAAGUGAUGCAGAAGGAGAAGUGGGGCCGGUCGGCCAGGAUCGGGUCGAGGCGUCUGAAAGCCCCGCAGCCCCCCGCCAGCCCCCGCCCAGCAUCAGCAGGGUGCCUCGGCCUGGGAGCGCGAGGCCCGCGCCCCCGCGGGUGAAGCGGCAGGACAGCGUGGAGGUGUUGGCGGCAGACAGGGCGGGCCGUGGGGAAGCCAUCUCCCACGUGAUCGCGGACUCCCAGAAUUCUGACAGUGACGAUGACGGCCAGUUCGUGGUGGAGGCCGCUCCGCCGCCGUCUGAGGUGGCCGGACUUGAAGUGGUCCAGGCAGCGGAGCUGGAAGACGACCAGAAGCACGGGGGGCUUGUCAAAAAGAUUUUGGAGACCAAGAAGGACUAUGAGAAGUUGCAGCUGUCGCCCAGACCUGGAGAGAAGGAGAGGUCGCUCGUCUUCGAGUCCACGUGGAAGAAGGAGACAGACAUCGUGGCCAAGGAGAUAGAGAAGCUCCGCACGUCCAUCCAGACCCUGUGCAAGAGCGCGCUUCCCCUGGGCAAGGUCAUGGACUACCUGCAGGAGGACGUGGACGCCAUGCAGCACGAGCUGCAGCUGUGGCAGAGCGAGAGCCAGCAGCACGCCGACGCCCUGCAGACGGAGCAGAGCAUCACGGACUGCGCCGUGGAGCCCCUGAAGGCAGAGCUGGCGGAGCUGGAGCAGCUGAUCCGAGACCAGCAGGACAAGAUCUGCGCCGUGAAGGCCAACAUCCUGAAGAAUGAGGAGAAGAUUCAGAAGAUGGUGCACAGCAUCAACCUAAGUGCCAGGAGGUGAAAGUUCACAGGCUUCGUCCUCAGUUUGACAAUAAAAGGGAGUCUAGAACGUGGUUGCCCGAACUCUCACUUUGCUAAGGAAGUGAACGCUUAACGCUGUCGCCCCGCUGGUCGUCAGGGCUUUAGAACUGUGGGCGCAUUCGGUGUGUGAGAAAGACCGUGUUUUCUUAACCCCGCUCCCGCCAGAACGCCCGCUGGCUGUAAGUGGCUCUCCAGAUGCCUGCGCCAGCCGCUUCCCUGCCAGCCCGUGCCGUGCGCUUCGGCGCCAGCCCGGUGUGCCCGCUUCGGUGCCGGGAUUGUCCCGCAGGCAGGGGGUGGCCGCACACCGGGGCCAUCGGUGGUCGCUGAUUUCAGGGUUCAGGGCUAGCGACAGGACUUCGUAAGUCAAGCGCAGAGUGGAGGGCGACGGUGCUUCUCGAUAGCACUUCACAGUGGAGUGGGGCCCAGACGGCAAUGGAUUGCGUUUUCGGUUCGUGUCCGCUGGAAAGGGUGAAGUCGGCCUGUGCCUGACGAAGGAGCAGGUGGACCUUUUCUUCCACCCCUUCGUAACGGCUCACACUUCUGCAUGGGAUUCCCGUUUGCUCGAGUCUCCAGCCCGCAAAGUUCGUAAAUUUAAAAAGGUUUCCUGUGGCCCUCGUGGCAUCGUCUGGGCGUGGGAUUGUCACAGGCCGUCCUGCCUGUCUUCAGCGUGGCCGUCCCUCUCCAUGUGGACGCCGGUGUGGCUCUGCAGGGGUCCCCGUUCUCCCUAGGAAGGGGGCUGGCUUUCCGCAGCGCCGGCCCCAGGCGCUGCGCACAGGUGUGGGCCCCGGUGCGUCCGAGAGACUGAGACGGGGAGACCGGAGGACGCACCAUUUUACAAACAUUUUUCGAUGUUGACAUUUUGGGGGGAAAAUUAUUUUUUAAAGCAAAGAUUUUUAAAACAUGGUUCAUAUUUAGUUUUUCACGCACAUAGAAUACUGUAAAUACUUAGGUCCCAGAGUCUGUGCACAAAGGACUUUGCCAUUUGGAGACAGGCUUACGGUGUCAAGGUGGGUCCUGGGGGUUUAUUUCUAGACACUGUAUUUAUUGUGCAGUUUCAAGCAUUAGAGUUGCUGGGGGGGGCAGGGGAGGGGACGGUGUUUCUUUAAGGAUUAGCGCAAACGGCAGUUUCAUUUUCCCCAGCGUAAUUUCCAAAAUAAAUCUUUUACUAAGGUAGCUUUGUGAUUUUCUAAGCUGAAUAAGUUCAAGAUCAGAUUAUUAAGAUCUACCAGUUAGAAACGUGUCUUUCUCUCCAUAGUUCACCGUAAAAUUCUGCUGGAUCACAUUACACUAGACACGUUAUUGGAGGAGAGGAGGCGUGUCAGUGAACGGGUCUUUCACAUACUUAAAAUCUUUUUUCGACCGAAUCGAAUGACUUAGGCACAUCCCUAAAUGGACUGUUUUGCUUCAAGUUAAGAUGCCUGCCUUUUGUGAAUUUGUAUACGUGACUAGGAUUUUUGCAUUGCAAAAAAUUACAUACGUUGUAUGUGGGUAAAAUUUUGUAUGAAGUAGUCUUUCAAAUUGUAACAUAAAAUUUAUUUUUUUAAACACAUAAAUCAUUAAAAAUAAUCACAUAUUUUUUCUAUAAGUGUAUGGGUUGUGCAAUUCAGUUCACACCUGGAAAAAAUUUUAUAAGCGUUAAGAUUUUUUUAUUUUCAAAUAUUUGCAUUUUGGUUUUUUUUAAAGAAAGUUCAGGAAAAUUUAUUUUUUUCAUUCAUAUUGGGACACAUCUCUUUUCUGUAUAAAUUGAAGGGUUGUAAGACAGAUAAGCAUUUAUCAGAAAUUUUAAGAUCAUGAAGUUUUUGAAAGUUUUCUGCAUGUGAUUAUUACUGUACCUUAUAGAUGAAUUAAAUCCUGUUGUUAUUUAUUAUUUUGAUAAAAUACACAAAAUGGAAUUAUAAAUAUUAUUAAAUGUUUUCUCUAC